CGUGUGUGCGUGCGCGUGCGUGUGUGCGCGUUGAUGCUGCGCCUCCGCUCCUGUUUGACGCUCCCGCUGAUUAGCUCCGGCUCCGUUAAAUCCGGUGUUUAAAGACCCGGUGACCCGCCAGGAUGUCGACCAGCCCGCAGGACCAGGACCAGAACCAGGAGCCGAACCCGGAGAAGGAGGAGCAGAAGAAGGAGGAGGUGAAGGAGGAGGUGAAGGAGGAGGUGAAGGCGGAGGAGAAGGCGGAGGAGAAGGAGGACAAACCCGAGGAGAAGCAGGAGGAGAAGACCACCGAGGAAACCAAAGAGAAGACCCAAGAGAAAGGCACGAAGAACGAGGAGAAAAAGGAGAAAAAUGACGAAGCCUGGGGAGAUUUCAUCUACAACCCCAGGACCGGAGAGUUCCUGGGCCGGACCGCCAGCAGCUGGGGGCUCAUCCUGCUCUUCUACCUGGUGUUUUAUGGCUUCCUGGCGGGAAUGUUUUCUCUGACCAUGUGGGUGAUGUUGCAGACGCUGGAUGAAAAUGUCCCACGACAUCAGGACCGUGUGUCCAACCCUGGUCUGGUGAUUCGACCACAUGCGGCUGAAAUCACCUUCAACCGCAGUGACCCGUCAGACUACAGCCAGUACAUCCAACAACUGCACAACCUGCUGCAGCAAUACAACGACAGCAUCCAGGAGCGGAACGACCUUUGUCUGGUUGGAGAAUACACGGAACAGGACAAAGAGGAGGUGAAGAAGGUGUGCCAGUUCAAACGCAGUCGGCUCCGACAGUGUUCAGGUCUGCCAGACACCAGCUUCGGAUUCACCGAGGGACACCCCUGCAUCAUUAUCAAGAUGAACCGGGUGAUCGGCCUGAAACCUCAUGGAGAUCCUUACAUCAACUGCACCGCUAAGAGGGACAGUCCUCUACAGAUGCAGUACUUUCCUUCAGAAGGACGUCUGGAUAAGAUGUUUUUCCCGUACUAUGGAAAAAAAGCACAUCCGGACUAUGUCCAACCUCUGGUCGCUGUCAAACUGCUGUUGACUAAAGACGACUUCAACGUGGAGCAGACGGUGGAAUGUAAGUUGGAAGGGACCGAUCUGCGAAAUAACGACGAAAGGGACAAGUUUCUAGGUCGUGUGACGUUCCGGGUCAAAGUGUCAGAGUAACUGCACCUGGUGCCCGGUUGCCAUGGAUACCACAAACUGGGUUUACACUGGCAAUAAAGCUGCAGUUGUGGAUGCGUUCCAGUCCAGACCUGAUCUAAUCCUGGAAGUCUGAACCCACGUGGACUGAAUCUGGUCCGUCCUGGUCCAUUUUAGAACCGAACACCGGGUUGGGUUUCAUCCGUCUGUCGGUUCGGUUCUGACCCGGGUUCUGACAGUUCUCUGUCGACCGUUGAAUGGAUGAAACCCAAACCAGAGUAACUCCAGUGGGUCCAGUUCAGACGGGUGGAGGAGAUCAGAUCUGCUGUGGAACCAUGUGAGCUGCACAAUAAGUAGUCGUUUUUACCUUUUCUGUAUAUUGUGGAUGUAAGUAAACGAUCACAUGACCUUCAACAGUC
Sphaeramia orbicularis (orbiculate cardinalfish) is the source of this 1543-nucleotide messenger RNA. Its product is annotated as sodium/potassium-transporting ATPase subunit beta-3-like. The transcript has 7 exons. Gene Ontology annotation, molecular function: ATPase activator activity. The coding region runs from base 123 to 1148 and encodes 341 amino acids. Gene Ontology annotation, biological process: sodium ion export across plasma membrane; intracellular potassium ion homeostasis; intracellular sodium ion homeostasis. The record is from RefSeq and is a predicted model, not a curated record. Gene Ontology annotation, cellular component: sodium:potassium-exchanging ATPase complex. NCBI's taxonomy places the organism in Eukaryota, Metazoa, Chordata, Actinopteri, Kurtiformes, Apogonidae.